AUGCAUCUUAUUGAAGUUUUUUUCUUUUCAGAUAACGGUAUCUUCCUCGAGUACGUAAAAGAUAUAUCGCUUUCUUCCAGAUUACAAAAAAUCCAUAUUCGGGAUCAUAAAACCAUAGUAGUUACAAAAAUGAACAAUCUUGCGCAAGCUGUUACUUUCCUGGAAUCGCCCAACCUCGCUCAUAGUAAUCUACAACCGAAAAACAUCCUGCUUGAUUGCAACCGUCUAAAACUAUCCAACUUUAAUUAUACAGCCGAAAUCGGGACAAAUUACAAAGCUUGUUUAACUCCAUACAGCAGAAUACUUAAUAGCAACGAAACAGAUCAAGAAGAAUACAAAACUUUCGAGCAAUUUGCCCUCGGUUUCUUAUUUUACUUUAUAAACUAUGGCUUCGAGGUUUAUAAAAAUCAAUAUCUUACAAAGGAUCCUUACGAGCAUGGUCCGAAGGUCGUAGACUUACUACAGAACAUAAAGUUUUUAAAAUUAGAUUAUGAUCCGCUGAUUGACAAUAUCAUCGAUAAAUGCUGGCAUAACAAAUACGGCACCGUUUCAGAAUUGGCCGCGCACACGAAAACGCUUUUGGAUGAAAGACACGGAGAAGGUAGCGAAGGGGAAGGAAGCAAUGAAGUGAGAAUCCUCAUCGAGUCAUCCUCCAUCGCCCGGCGGGGUAUGGUUAUUGGCCUCGUAAUUCAUGGGUUAUGGUAUGGCCUUGGCAACUGGUGGAUGUCGGUCUCACCCAGCACCAAUGGCGAGGUAGCAAUCGCUGAGCAAGCUAAAGGCGACAGCUGUGACGACGUGGAUAAGAACCUCCUAGAAGAGGAAUUUUUGUUAAAGAAGCAAGUCUGCUUGGACUUGGAGAAGCGUGGACUUCUUCGUCUACUUUGUUCAGGCGAGCCUGAGCAGAUGGGAUUUACUUUUGAUUGGUAUAGGCACAGUCCCUGA
Molecule: messenger RNA, 942 nt
Organism: Aspergillus brunneoviolaceus CBS 621.78
Lineage: Eukaryota; Fungi; Ascomycota; Eurotiomycetes; Eurotiales; Aspergillaceae
Product: putative Rho-associated protein kinase
Exons: 5
Coding region: 1-942 (313 amino acids)
Biological process (GO): protein phosphorylation
Molecular function (GO): ATP binding; protein kinase activity
Source: RefSeq, a predicted model, not a curated record